This is a messenger RNA of Funneliformis caledonium, 463 nucleotides long. The record is from the annotation of a GenBank genome assembly. Lineage: Eukaryota; Fungi; Glomeromycota; Glomeromycetes; Glomerales; Glomeraceae.
AUGAUAAAUAAUGGUAAAGAAUUACUAAAUGAUAAUACAGUUUCAGUAAAUGAUAAUGUAUACAAUGAUGAAUCGGUUGAUGUUAUUAAAGAAGUUUUGACAAAUGAUGAUGAAUCUGACGAAUCUAACAUUGAAGAAGAUCUAGUAGAUGAUAUAUUAGAAGAGUUGUCUUUUGACUUUAAGGGUUUUGAUAGUGAGUAUGACUCAUACUUUCCAAAUUUUACAUCACAUACUUGUAAUUUUGCGACACUUGUUGGUGUAAAAGAAAUAGUACAUCAUACGUUUAAAAUUAUGGUAUCACAUAUGAACUGCAAUUGGAUAGAUUCUCAUUUUAGUACAAGACCAAAUAUAUUAUCUAAUCUUAUCGCAGAUCUAAAUAUUUACACAAUAUUAACUGGCUGGUAUGCUACAGAAAAUUCAUCUAAUAUUAUGAAUAAACAGAUAUUUGAAAACGAAUGUGAUA